Cajanus cajan (pigeon pea) is the source of this 1528-nucleotide messenger RNA. RefSeq names its product glycosyltransferase BC10. Gene Ontology annotation, cellular component: membrane. Gene Ontology annotation, molecular function: glycosyltransferase activity. Lineage: Eukaryota; Viridiplantae; Streptophyta; Magnoliopsida; Fabales; Fabaceae. The record is from RefSeq and is a predicted model, not a curated record.
GUGAACUUGUGCGAGACUAAGUUAAGUUCUGACAGCGUUGGCGUACGUGUCCCGAGCAUGCAGAAUCCAACAUCUGAACGCGCAUGCCACGCAUCCGAAAACCAAACAUUGAUAUUAGAGAACCCACCACACUCCCACAGUCAACAAAAACCAAAAAAAAUAAAAAACAAAAAACCAAAAUUUACAAAAUUCUCCAAAAUGCUAUCUCCCAACCCACUCUUUCUUCUAUGCGCACUCCUUCUAUGCUUACCUCUAGCCAUAGUCUUCACCACCACCCCCAACACCAAACACACCACACACCCCACCACCCCAAUCAUCCUCAACAUACCCAAAAACAACAUUAACAUCCCCCAAAAAUUUAGCAAAAAACGCACCACCCCACUUAUCCUUAACACACCCAAAAACAACCUUAGCAUCCCCGAAAAUCUUAACAAAAAAUUAUCAUUGGCUCCAUCGGGAUCGAGGAUGCCACCAUCACUAUUGUUGCCGUACUUGUAUAAAGACUACGACGACGCGCUUUUGAAAGCCGCCACGCGCGUGAACGAAAGGCCCACUAGGCCCAACAAAACGGCGUUCAUGUUCAUAACCACCGUGCCACUCCCCUUCGCGCCGCUAUGGGAAUCUUACUUCAACCAAACCUCAAAAAAUCUCUUCAACAUUUAUGUCCAUGCGGACCCCACUUUUUCAUAUGACCCACCUUUCUCAGGCGUGUUCCACAACCGCGUAAUUCCCUCCAAACCCACGAAACGACACACACCCACGCUCGCCGCCGCCGCGCGUCGCUUACUCGCCCACGCGCUCCUCCACGACUCGUCAAAUUCGAUCUUUGUGCUCCUCACACCCUCGUGCAUCCCCCUCCACUCGCUCAACUUCACGCUCCACGCGCUGCACCGCCGCGGCAAGAGCUUCGUGGAGAUUCUCCUCAACGAGACCACGCAGUACGAUCGGUGGGCGGCGCGUGGCGCCCACGCGAUGCUGCCAGAGGUGAGGUUCAAGGAGUUUCGCGUGGGGUCGCAGUUCUGGGCUCUCACGCGCCGGCACGCGCGGAUGGUGGUGAGUGAGCGCGUGCUGUGGCGGAAGUUCAACGUGCCGUGCGAGCGGUGGUACGCGUGCUACCCCGAGGAGAAUUACUUUCCUACCCUUUUGAACAUGUGGGACCCGCGCGGGUGCGUGCACGCGACGCUCACGCAUGUGAACUGGACGGGGCGCUGGGAUGGGCAUCCUCGCACGUACGAAGCGUGGGAAGUGGGGCCCGAGCUGAUUCGGGGGAUGAGGGAGGAGACGCCUAAGUACGGCGACGGCGGUGACGGAGAGAGGGAUCCGUUUUUGUUUGCCAGGAAAUUCGCCCCGGAUGCGUUGCAACCGUUGAUGAGAAUUGCGAAUGACGUCAUCUUCAGCGCUUGACGGCUGUGAUGUGAACGUGGGUAGGGGUAAAUAUGUAUUCAUGAAAGGGGAAAGGAACCAAGAUAUAAAGUGUAAAAAUUGAAAUGUUUAGGGUUUAAUUAAAUACCGCUUAAUUUUAGUCUUU